AUGGACAAGUCACGGUCCCAGAAGUCCCAUCCGACCACCAUACCUUCAUCCGACUCCGCCAACAUCACCACCACCACCUCCUCCUCGACCGGGCCUGUCCAUCCCACGUCAUCCCACGAGCUGUCGUCGAGCGCGAGCACCAGCACGAGCACGGCGACCAUCACCCCCAAGCCCGCCAACAACACCGCCUCUCCUGCUAACAGCAAGCCGCCGUCGACGUCGGCCUCGCAACAGCCCUCCGCUGCGCCUUCCACGUCGUCAUCUGCUGUCCCAUCGCCUCUGACGUCGCGCGAGCCUUCACCGACCCGCCCCUCUGCCCGGCCUGGUGCCCCCUCGCGAACGCCCUCGGUGAGUGCCGGUGUUCGUUCUCGGCAAGGAAGUGUGCAGGAUCUUCGCCAGUCGAGAUCGGGCAUCAGCAAGCCCCUUUCGUCUACCAGCAUCCCGACCCUUCAACCUAGUGCAUCCGAUUCCAGCACUUUCGCAGGAGCCCCCAUGAAAUCACCAACUUCGAUGGAGCACAUUCGAGACACCCCCCGGUGGCCUGUAUCGCCCAGGUUACGGUCCCCGCCGCCCAUGUUGCAGAGACCGAGCUUGGGCUCGCGCAGGUCAACUGAAGUUGAGGCAACGCCCCUCAUUAACGUCCAGCGUGCGACACCCCAGCAGCCCCCCGCAGAGGGUCAGUCCGAUACCGAUGUCGACGACGGUUUUCUACCCGCCGGUAUGAGGACGCCAGCUCGUGGGGGUGGAGGAAGCACUUCGACCCUAGAGACUGUGCAGGAGGUUAGCCCGAUAGGAUCGCCCAAGCGGGUCGGAGAGUCGAUGGAAGAGAAGCUGGAGGAGAGCAUGCUCUCAGAGACUUCACAGGCCGAAUCCGUGAUCGGACUUGGGCUCUCGAGGAAGCCCACGACAUCGUCGACCACAACAUCCCAUGCGACCCAGCACCAUCGGGUUAACGAAAGCGGCAGCGAGAGCGAGUACGCCAGGAACAACUACCACCAGCAACGCCGAAGCGUCGGAUCCAUCGUUCCCUCCCUCACGAGAAGACAGUCGAGCACGCGCAUCAGUCCCGGCAUCGGGAGGUCGAAGACUGGCGAGAUGCAGAGCAUGACGGUAGAAACCGAGACGGUCACGUCGAUCCCGCAAGCCCCUCUUGUACCGGCCAUCGCAGCGCAAACUUCGAGCACCAGCCUGCGUAGGAAGCAGAGCACCGAGACGAUCCGGCCCAAGAAGGAGAAGCGCAAGACCCGGAGGCAACCCGUGAAUGGUGAGCAGAAAGCUCUCCCCUAUUCUAGACUGCGCCAUCAUCAGUCGCUGGGAUCUGUCGUUCCCUCCGCGGCUGAUAAGGGCGCCUUACCGGCCAGGCGCCACAGAGGCGAGAUGGCCGAUGGCCGUCUUCGCCGGCAGCACGGCCGGGCUUCCAGCUUGAGCCUGUACCAGAUGAGCACGCUGCUGACACGCCAGCGUUUAGUGUCCUCCAAGGCCGACAUUUUCGAGGCAAAGGUUGCCAGCGCGGUCGAGGAGGCGAACUCUUCCGACUCGGAAGAGACCUUCGUCUACGAUUCUAACCCUCCAGAUGGCCGCGAGCGCCCCCUGCGAUUCCACUCGCGCACCCCGAGUGCUACGUCCAUGGCCAGCCAGUAUGAUCGUGGCAUGCGGUCGAUCCAUGCUGUCAUGAUGGAGAGCGACGGCCCGCCGCCGAUGCUCGUCAAGAAGAGCAUGAAGUUCUCGUCCAACUCGAACAACCUCAACAACGACCUGGGUAUCAUGAGCGACGAUGGUAGGGUCCCCGGCAGAAGCAAUGUCGGGUCCGCCAGGGGAACCCCACGUCACCAUAACCAGCACUUUAACCGAUGGGCCCGCAACGGCGGUUAUGGCGCCACCAGCGCUGGUAACGGCCAUCCUUCGGUGUUUGCUGAGCACUCACCUUUCACCGCGUCUCAAGCUGUCGGUAACGUCGGCUCACGUCAGCCCUCCGCUCCGCCCAGCCCUAGAUAUGGCCCAGGCCGCGGUUUCUGGGGGAAUGGCAAGCGUGGCGCGCAUCUACUACCGGGUUACGAUUUCGAUGAUACUACGACCGGCGCCGAUGACGAGACGACCCCGCUCAUCCCUUCAAGUAUUCGUCCUUCGAGGUACAGCCGCAACCGGCGCGGUCACUCGCUGCGGUCCAUCGAAUCCCAGCAGUAUCGGUCCCCGCCUUCGGUCCUUAACCGGUUCGCGAGCUGUCUCGUCCUUACCGUCAUGCUCCUGCUCGUCGUUUCGGGCGUGAUCGGCUUUAUGUUCGCCACAUCGCAACCGCUUACCGAUAUCGAGCUCGUGUCUAUGGACCACGUCGUCGCCAGCCAGCAGGAGCUCAUGCUCGACCUCACCAUCCGCGCGCACAACCCGAACGUCGUCGUUGUUACUGUCGACUCGGCCGACAUCGAGGUCUUCGCCAAGUCCCCUCACGCCUUGUCGGACUCGGAGUGGUGGCGGCAUACCCAUCCCGGCGAGAUCGGCCCGCCACCUCCUCGCAAGGGGGGCGUGGGCGACAUCGAGGUUACCGAGGCUACCCAGCCGACCCCCUCACCAUCCCCGAACCCGAACCAGCCCGACGACUCGGCGCCCAACAUGCGUCUCGGUACCAUCACAGGCUUCGACUCGGCGCUCUCCUUCGAGGGCUCCUUCUUCCACAAGGGUAUAUCGUACUCGAGCGGCGAGGUCCGUCUUAAGAACCCGGGCAACGGCACGUACGGCGGCCCCGAGCGUUGGGAGCGCAUCAUGGAGGACGAGUUCCAGCUUAUUCUGAAGGGCGUGCUUAAGUACACGCUGCCGCUUAGCCAGCGCGUCCGCACGGCGACCAUCUCCGGUAAGACGACGGUCAAGCCGAAUGCGGGCGGUGAUCCUGCGCCCAAGCCGGACCAACCUGAGCUGCCGGGGCCCGACGAGGGCGGUUUAAAUGGGAAUGGGACGGAUAUCACUGGCGGUGGCGAGGUUAAUGCUACGUCUUCGACUGUCUUGGCGAGGACCAAGAGGAUGAGGGUGAGAAUUAAGCUCUAG
Thermochaetoides thermophila DSM 1495 is the source of this 3036-nucleotide messenger RNA. RefSeq lists its product as uncharacterized. The transcript has a single exon. The record is from RefSeq and is a predicted model, not a curated record. The coding region runs from base 1 to 3036 and encodes 1011 amino acids. Gene Ontology annotation, cellular component: PAS complex; fungal-type vacuole membrane. Gene Ontology annotation, biological process: vacuole inheritance; protein localization to vacuolar membrane; positive regulation of phosphatidylinositol biosynthetic process. NCBI's taxonomy places the organism in Eukaryota, Fungi, Ascomycota, Sordariomycetes, Sordariales, Chaetomiaceae.